AUGCAUCUAGACAGUGGAAAUGUUUUUGUAGCCUUGUUAGUAUAUGUUGAUGAUAUACUCCUAGCUAGCAAUGAUAUGUUGACAGUGGAAACUAUUAAAACUGAUCUCAAUAAUCAGUUUAAACUGAAGGAUCUUGGACCUGUUAAAUAUUUUUUGGGGAUGGAGGUUGCUAGAACAAAACAAGGCAUUUCAAUCUGUCAAAGAAAGUAUGCCUUAGAAUUGUUGGAUGACACUGGCUUACUUGGUUCUAAACCAGUAAACUUUCCUAUGGAUACGCAUUCUAAACUCAGCAAGGAAGAUGGAGAGUUAUUAGAAGAUCCUACAACCUAUAGAAGACUUAUUGGUAGACUGAUAUAUCUUACAAACACACGACCAGAUAUCACAUUUUCUGUUCAUCACCUAAGUCAGUUUCUAGAUCAACCACGAAUGCCACACAUGCAAGCUGCUUUGAGGGUAUUAAGAUAUAUCAAAAAGGCUCCAGGACAAGGACUUUUCUUCUCAGCAUCCUCUUCCAUACACAUCAAAGCAUUUGCUGAUUCAGAUUGGGCUAGCUGCCCUGACACAAGAAGAUCAGUUUCUAGUUUUUGUGUGUUCAUUGGAGAUUCUCUUGUAUCUUGGAAAUCAAAGAAGCAGAAGACAAUCUCAAGGUCAUCUGCUGAAGCUGAGUACAGUGUAAUUGUUGUUAGCUUACCAAUAUACCCUUAG
This is a messenger RNA of Carya illinoinensis, 705 nucleotides long. RefSeq lists its product as uncharacterized. The transcript is spliced from 2 exons. Lineage: Eukaryota; Viridiplantae; Streptophyta; Magnoliopsida; Fagales; Juglandaceae. Bases 1 to 705 code for a protein of 234 amino acids. The record is from RefSeq and is a predicted model, not a curated record.